This is a messenger RNA of Zingiber officinale, 1782 nucleotides long. Its product is annotated as receptor like protein 29-like. The record is from RefSeq and is a predicted model, not a curated record. Bases 73 to 1629 code for a protein of 518 amino acids. The transcript is spliced from 3 exons. Gene Ontology annotation, molecular function: protein binding. Lineage: Eukaryota; Viridiplantae; Streptophyta; Magnoliopsida; Zingiberales; Zingiberaceae.
UAAUGCUGCCUCUUCCUGUCUGAGUAAACAGGUGCCACAGCUGAGAAGAUCGCAUGAGCCUUGAACCUGUCAAUGGGGGGAGAGGAUCGAGCUGUACCAUAUAAUUGGGUGGAUGCAAGCGCGACAACCGUAGCUGGCCCCAGUAACUGCAGCAGACCUGCUCCUGCUCCUGCUACCAUGAGCCAGCCACCAAUCCUGCCUCGCACGAAUCAACUGCUGCCACUGUUCAUCAACAUUUUCUCUGCUGUCCCAGCUGAAGCACCAUCCAUGAACCUCCUCCUCCUCCUUCCUCUCCUAAUCCAGUUCUCCCUUCCAUGCACGUCCACCUCCAUGGAUCCUCAAGAGAUGGAGACUCUAUUCCAUGUCAUGGAGACCAUGUCCUCCGACAGAGACUGGAGGUCCUCCAACCCUGACCCAUGCAGCUCCCCUUGGCCAGGCAUCGAGUGCAAGCCAAGCUCGUCUGGCGAUUCCAACCAACAACUCCAUGUCACGAGGCUGGCUUUUGGAGUUUCACCCAAUCCGACCUGCAAACCCACUGCCAUUUUCCCAGCCCAAGUCUUUGCUCUCCCUCGCCUCCAGUCCCUCUUCUUCCUCAACUGCUUCAACGUCACCAAGACCUCCCUCUCCAUUGACGCUAACCAAAAGGCUUACGCUUCCCUGGAACAGCUGAGCUUGAAGUCAAACCCAUCUCUUGUUGGCGCAAUCCCACCUGAAAUCUCUUCGCUGAAUUCUCUGCAAGUCCUCACUCUGUCUCAGAACCACCUCACUGGGAGAAUCCCUGAUAGCAUCUCCCAAUUGGCCUCCCUCGUCCAUCUCGACCUCAGCUACAAUGUUUUGACCUCCAGCAUUCCACCCCAAAUAGGCCAGCUCAAGAAACUAAUCAACCUUGAUCUCAGCUACAACUCCCUCUCCGGCCGUGUUCCGCAGUCGAUUGGCCAAAUGGUGCUCCUCCAAAAGCUCGACUUGAGCUCGAAUGACUUAACCGGCCGCAUACCGGAGACCAUUGGAAGCCUCACCUCGCUCGAGUUUCUGGCGCUCAGCGACAACAAACUGAAUGGUGAGUUGCCAAACGGGAUGGCUGGGCUACUGAGCUUACAGUACUUGAUCAUGGACGACAACCCAAUGUUCAUCUCGCUGCCGGCCGUGCUCGGCCGGCUGGACAAGCUCCAGGAGCUGCGGCUGGGGAACUCAGGCUACUCAGGGGAAAUCCCGGAGAGCUUCGCGCGGCUCACCAACCUGACAAGUCUGUCGUUGGAGAGGAACCGGCUGUCGGGAGAGAUCCCCGCCGACUUUUCGGACCUCGGGAGGAUCUACCACUUGAACCUGAGCUGGAAUUUGCUGAGUGGGGUGGUACCCUUCGGCAGCGGGUUUAUCCGGCGGCUGGGGAGGAACUUGGAUUUGAGUGGCAAUCCUGGACUCUGUCUCAACGCCUCCAACCGGGGAAUUGAGAGCGUCGACGUUGGAGCCGAAUUGUGCCAAGAUGCUGGAAGACCAACUGAAGCAGCAUCAAUGGAGGAAGGUUUGGCGAGUUCUUCGGGUGGAAAACAACUCUGGUUAUUGCUUAGAUUUCAUUGUUAUCAGUUGAUCUUGGGCUGGCUAAGUGUCUGGUGUUCCGGUGCAAAAAUUUAGCUCUCCUCGAAGGAUUUUAAUCUUCUUUUAUCUCCAUGUCUGAGAUCUAAACCUAAAUCAACUCAAAUCAAGAAAUUUCAGUUUAAGUGGUUACAGUUUGGUUUUGAUAUUCAAAUUGAAUUAUGAAAGUUCUAAACGGAGUUGUGUGCUGUA